Messenger RNA from Lindgomyces ingoldianus, 1803 nucleotides. RefSeq lists its product as uncharacterized. The transcript is spliced from 3 exons. Gene Ontology annotation, molecular function: hydrolase activity, acting on carbon-nitrogen (but not peptide) bonds. Bases 40 to 1782 code for a protein of 580 amino acids. The record is from RefSeq and is a predicted model, not a curated record. Lineage: Eukaryota; Fungi; Ascomycota; Dothideomycetes; Pleosporales; Lindgomycetaceae.
CUCCAACACCGAGUCAAAUUCUCUCCAUUGUGAGGCGUCAUGCCUCUAUCAAUAUACUUUCUCUUUCGGGCUUCUGUCCUCCUGGCUAUCGCAGCUGUCGCUUAUCAAGUUGGCCUCCCUAACUUCUUCAUCUUCAAAGUGAUCCGACAGAUCUUCUCUACCACUCAUUGUUACAUAUCUGUCAAAACUCUAUCAUCGGGGUUACCCCAUGCGGAAUGCUUCACUGUAUCUGGAGAUGGCAGGUUUGGAAGAAUUUUUCUCGAUGAGACUUCGUAUGAUGUCGUGAAAGAGCGUCGGACAGGUCAUGUGAUUCCGGGCCUCUGGGAUGGCCAUGGGCAUCUGCUUCAGUAUGGCGAGUUGAUGAACUCGGUCACUCUAUUUGGAGCCAACUCGAUGGAAGAGGUCAAAGAGAGGCUUGUCGACUACAAAGACAGUCACGAGGUAGCGGGAACGAACGAGCAGUGGUUGAGAGGCGUAGGUUGGGACCAAGCAAGCUUUGGGGGUAAUUGGCCUGUCGCCUCAGACCUAGAGAUUGGUGGAAAUUUCAAAGAUUUAUAUGUAAUGCUAGAUCGCGUGGAUGUGCACUGCAUAUGGGUCUCUGAAAAAGUUCUCUCUCUCCUGCCAUCCCCGCUGCCGUACAUAUCUGGAGGGGAAAUCCCCGCAAAGGGAGUCUUCUGUGAUAAUGCGAUCGACAUCGUCAUGAAAUACUACCCGAAGCCGAGUAAGGAGAGGAAGACUCAAUUCAUUAGAGAUGCAAUGUGGGAUCUAAAUAAGCUGGGGAUCGUUGGUAUACAUGAUGCUGGUGUACAUGCCGAUGAAGUCAAGCUCUACGAGGGGCUCGCUAACCAAAAAUAUUGGACAGUUCGGGUAAACGCAAUGGUGGAAUGUGAGGCGCGGAACACGUUCUGCCCAGGCAACAUCUCUAAAAUGAGUAGCAAAAACGGAAUGUUGCAUGUGCGCAGUGUCAAACUAUUCGCUGAUGGAGCCCUCGGAAGCUGGGGCAGUGCCAUGAUUGAACCCUAUAGCGACCGCAAGGAUUCAUCCGGAUCCCUCCUUAUAAAUACCACGACGCUCUCUAGGCUGACCAAGGAGUGGGCAACGGCAGGAUAUCAAGUAAAUAUUCACGCUAUUGGGGAUCUUGCAAACCGGCUAGCUAUUGACGCUUUCACCUCGGCUCUAGAUACACUUUGCCCAGAAUCUACUCGCUGGGAAUGCCAAGCUAGGCAUCGAUUCCGUAUUGAACAUGCACAAAUCAUUCACCCAGAUGACCAGCGUCGGAUUAUAGAGAUCGGUAUCAUCCCGUCCAUCCAGCCAACACACGCGACAUCUGAUAUGUCAUAUGCCGAGACAAGACUAGGCAAAGUCCGUACAACAGAAGAAGCCUAUCGUAUGCGGAGUCUAAUAUCUCUGAACCCCGUGCUUGGAAGCGACUUUCCUGUCGAGCCAGCGAACAUCUUUGAAGGAAUAUAUGCUGCAGUUACACGGCGGAGCCCUCGGACCGGUCUAGAUGCGAAUGGUGAGACAAACGGUUGGUAUUCUGAGGAAAAGAUCACUCUCAAAGAAGCUCUUGAAGGGUUCACAGUGAAUCCGGCCUACGGGGCCUUUUUGGAAGGAAAAGCUGGUGUUAUCGAGGAGGGGGCGUAUGCGGAUUGGAUCGUGCUUGACGAGCCACUUGAAGGCUUGGACCUUGAAAGCCUGCGCAAAGUGACUGUACGAGAAACGUGGGUUAGCGGGAAGAGGGUGUACAAACGACCAGGGCCGGAGAAUCUUCGUGGGCGGUAAAGGCUAGGAGUUAACGCUGCU